Vitrella brassicaformis is the source of this 405-nucleotide messenger RNA. The record is from the annotation of a GenBank genome assembly. Lineage: Eukaryota; Vitrellaceae.
AUGACCCUUGACGGCCACCUGUAGGCCCACAUACGACUGAUAGACAAGAACCAAGACCACCCAGGGUUAGUGCGAAAACAUAUGGAACCAACCUUUUAUAACCGACUUCUUCUUUCUGUGUGUGUGGGGGGUGUGCGUGUGUAUAGGUAUAGGUACGGCGGUCAGAUUAUGGGUGCCAGCCAGCGGCUCUUUCUUGUGGAGUUGGAUCAGCCCACCCACUUGGAUGUGACCUACCACAACAGCAAGAGCAAGCAGCACACGGGCGUGUUUGUGUAUCGUGGCUGUGAGACGGGCAUGGCCAGGGAGCCGUCCGUCUGGCGGGGGGAGAUCUGGCACGACCAAACAAGAGGCAUCAACACGCUGCCCAUCUACAUCCCUGAGGCGGGCUUCUAUGCCGUGUUGUGA